Messenger RNA from Parnassius apollo (apollo), 4602 nucleotides. The record is from the annotation of a GenBank genome assembly. Lineage: Eukaryota; Metazoa; Arthropoda; Insecta; Lepidoptera; Papilionidae.
AUGAAAAAAGUAAUAUCCACAGGUCAGACACCAAACGAAAACGACUCCACUGACAACUUAGGCAUCGAGAUGACUGAGCCGAAAAAGAAGGUGUCAAUUGGUGAAUGUUGGAAGAAUGAUUUUGAUAAAGUGAAUCGUCGCAUGAAGCGCGCUUGCCGUCGCGCUGUGAAGUCGCAGACAUUCUACUGGCUCAUCAUUAUUCUCGUCUUCCUUAACACUGUAGUUCUUGCAAGCGAGCAUUAUCAACAGCCCGAAUGGUUGGAUUUCUUUCAAGAGUACGGCAACGCAUUUUUCGUGGCCUUGUUCACGCUCGAAAUGUUGGUCAAAAUGUACAGUUUGGGGUUACAAGGCUAUUUCGUGUCGCUAUUUAAUCGAUUCGACUGCUUUGUGGUGAUCGGUUCGAUCAGCGAAAUGGUGCUCACGAAAACGGAGGUGAUGCCGCCUCUUGGGAUCUCUGUACUUCGAUGCGUGAGACUCUUGCGAGUUUUUAAGGUUACUAAAUAUUGGAGAUCGCUCUCAAACUUGGUGGCGUCUCUACUCAACUCGAUCCAGUCGAUCGCGUCGCUCCUGCUGCUGUUGUUCCUCUUCAUCAUGAUAUUUGCGCUUCUGGGCAUGCAAGUGUUCGGCGGAAAGUUUAAUUAUGACCCAGUGGAAGAGAAGGACCGACAUAACUUUGAUUGUUUCUGGCAAGCGUUACUGACAGUUUUCCAGAUCUUAACAGGUGAAGACUGGAACGCUGUCAUGUAUGAAGGUAUCAAAGCGUAUGGUGGUGUCGGCUCGGUCGGAAUAUUGGCCUGUAUUUAUUUUAUUAUCCUGUUCAUCUGCGGUAACUACAUCCUACUGAACGUCUUCUUGGCCAUUGCUGUAGAUAAUCUGGCGGACGCAGAGUCGUUGACUAACAUUGAGAAAGAAGAAGGUCAAGCAGCAGAAGAAAAGGAGGAAGGCAGUGUAGUUGCGGAAGGAGGUCAUGCAGAUACAGACGAUGAAUAUAUACACGACGAUGAUGCAUACACGACAGAUAACUCCGAACGAGAGUACGACGAAACAGGGUCAGAAGGUGAGCAUCAAGAGGAAAUGGAAUGUGAGGAGGAUAUUGGUGCUGCAGAAGAAGUUGAAGAAGAAAGACUAGAAGAAGAACAGGAAAGAGAGGAUCAUGAAAUGAUGGAGAGUCAUCAAAGAAAUCAUAUCGUGAACACAGAAUAUGAUGACGAGCCGCGACUGAAACGUAAGCCAACUACGUCGUCAGCGCGUCCCCGACGUCUGUCAGAAGUCGAUAUAGGGGACUCUGUGAAACCAAUACCUGAUGCAUCAUCCUUCUUCAUAUUUUCCAAAAACAACAGGUUUCGAGUGCUGUGCUACAAGAUGUCGGCAUCGUCCACAUUCGGAAACAUCAUUCUCGUCUGUAUUCUCCUUUCUUCCGCCAUGUUGGCUGCUGAGGAUCCACUGGAUGCUGCACAGAGGGGUUUCAGGAACUGGUUGUUGAGCCAGUUCGACAUGUUCUUCACGGGGAUCUUCACGCUGGAGCUGUUCCUGAAGCUGGUGACAUACGGGCUGGUGCUGCACCGUGGUGCCUUCCUGCGCUCAGCCUUCAACGUGCUUGACAUGCUCGUUGUCUGCGUCUCGCUCAUCUCUAUGAGUUUUAAGUCUGGUAGUAUAUCUGUAGUGAAAAUUUUGCGAGUGUUUAGGGUGCUGAGGCCUCUUAGGGCUAUCAACAGGGCCAAAGGCCUUAAGCACGUUGUUCAAUGCGUGAUCGUUGCAAUCAAAACGAUCGGAAACAUUUUAUUGGUAACGUCAUUACUACAGUUCAUGUUUGCGGUCAUGGGAGUCCAAAUGUUCAAGGGAAAAUUUUUUAGUUGUAAUGACAUUUCUAAAAUGACUAAAGACGAGUGUCAGGGGACAUAUUUAGUAUUUGAAAAUAGAAAUUAUGUUGUAAGGGAUAGAGAAUGGAAAAGAAAUGAUUUUCAUUUUGAUAAUGUUAUGAAAGGGAUGCUCACACUUUUCACAGUUUCUACAUUUGAAGGAUGGCCAGGGUUAUUGUACGUGUCUAUUGAUUCGAAUGCUGAGGAUCGUGGUCCCAUAACUAACUUCCGUCCAAUUGUUGCAGCCUAUUACAUUAUUUAUAUUAUUAUAAUUGCCUUCUUCAUGGUAAAUAUAUUCGUUGGUUUCGUCAUAGUGACAUUCCAAAACGAGGGUGAACAGGAAUAUAAAAACUGUGAGCUUGAUAAGAAUCAAAGGAACUGUAUUGAAUUUGCUUUAAAAGCUAAGCCUAUAAGAAGAUACAUCCCCAAGCACCGCAUCCAGUACAAAGUUUGGUGGUUUGUGACUUCCCAGCCGUUCGAGUAUGCGAUCUUCGUGUUAAUCAUGAUAAAUACUAUCACACUCGCAAUGAAAUACCACAACCAAUCCGCAGAGUACAGCAAGGCACUGGAUUUGCUCAACAUGCUCUUUACAGCUGUAUUCGCUUUGGAGUUCAUAUUUAAAUUGGCCGCUUUUAGGUUUAAGAAUUACUUCGGUGACGCUUGGAAUACGUUUGACUUCAUCAUCGUGCUUGGAAGCAUUAUCGAUAUCGUUGUAUCUCAAGUAAAUGAACUCAAAAACCAGGGCAGUGGAUUUCCAAGGGUUCAUGUCGUGAAGGAAAGCUCGAUCCCUUCGAUAAACUUCUUCCGACUAUUCCGUGUGAUGAGGCUAGUGAAAUUACUAUCCAGGGGCGAAGGCAUCCGAACUUUGCUGUGGACUUUCAUCAAGUCAUUCCAAGCGCUGCCUUACGUCGCUUUGCUCAUUCUGAUGUUGUUUUUCAUUUACGCCGUUGUAGGGAUGCAGGUUUUUGGUAAAAUAGCGAUAGAUGACGCUACUCCAAUUACAAGAAAUAACCACUUCCAAACUUUCCCUCAAGCUAUCCUCGUGUUAUUUCGUUCUGCGACUGGAGAAGCAUGGCAAGAUAUAAUGAUGGGAGUAUCACCAGAGCCCGAGGUGAAAUGCGAUAAAAAUUACGACGAGGAGGGAGAAGACAGCGGGGGAACCUGCGGGAGUGUGCUCGCCUUUCCAUACUUCAUCUCCUUCUACGUUCUUUGCUCAUUUUUGAUCAUCAAUCUAUUCGUCGCCGUCAUCAUGGAUAACUUCGACUACUUAACUAGAGACUGGUCAAUAUUGGGACCACACCACUUAGAUGAAUUUAUAAGGUUAUGGAGCGAAUACGACCCUGACGCGAAGGGUCGAAUCAAACAUUUAGAUGUAGUUACUUUGUUAAGAAAAAUUAGUCCACCGUUAGGUUUCGGCAAGCUGUGUCCGCACCGCGUGGCUUGCAAACGACUAGUGUCGAUGAAUAUGCCGCUGAACUCUGACGGUACCGUCUUGUUCAACGCAACACUGUUCGCGGUCGUCCGUACAUCAUUGAAGAUCAAAACUGAAGGUAAUAUUGACGAUUGCAACACCGAGCUAAGAGCAGUGAUAAAGAAAAUAUGGAAACGAACAUCACCGAAAUUGCUAGAUCAAGUGGUACCACCACCCGGUGAUCCCAAUGAAAUCACGGUCGGAAAGUUCUAUGCUACAUUCUUAAUCCAAGAUUAUUUCAGAAGGUUCAAAAAGCGAAAAGAGCAAGAAAUGAGACAGAGUGACGAGCAACAUCACCAGAUGACGCUCCAAGCGGGUCUUCGAACACUACACGAAGCUGGGCCAGAAUUAAAGCGAGCAAUCUCAGGCAACCUGGACGAUAUUACAGCGGAAACAGAUAUACCUAUGCAUAGGAGGAACCACUCGCUAUUUGGAGGUGUCUGGUCAAGUAUACGAAGACAUGGACCCAAUAAACACUUUCAGAGACAUCGUAAGCAUGGCGAUGGACCUCCAGAUGGCGUAGGAAAUCACCUUAGUUCUAUGAUGCAGAAAGAAUAUGGUGUGGGACCUUUGCCGCUGGCGCCAAAUUUGGUCAACGGCCAAACGAAGGAACAGAUACCAUUAAGACCACUAAUAUUAAAUGGAGAGUCUGAAAAAAUCUACCAGGUGCUUGACAAUCAGAAAUCCAACUAUCCCGAAAUGCUCGGUCAGAUAGGAUUAGCGUUCGGCUGCGUCAACUACCUAUCGACUCCGGACACUGUCAAACCGACACCUACGGUUUCAAAACAGAAAAUCCAUCCGGAGGACUCGUCAUCAAAGGAAAAGUUACCGAUAUUGACGGUACCGAAGAAAGCGUCUCCCGAGGACAAAAGUCCAUCGCCGCUGGAGCACGCGAUACAGCCGAAGAUCUCACCGCUGCUGGCCAGCGCGUGCACGCCGACCACUGAAGCGAGGACAAUGACGCUGUACGGCUACAAUGCAGCCGCGCGGCUGCCGUUCGCGUUCUCGCAUGCGAGGGAGCGUGUGCGAGAGAGACGGAGCGUGCGCGUGACGUCAGGUCGGAUGGUGCGCAGCGCGUCCUCGGGGGCGGCUACGCAUGCGCCGCCCGCCCGCACGGUAGCUCAGCGCAGCCCGCAAGGUCCGCACGACGCGGUUGACGAAGUUUCCAUGAACGCGGAUUCUGUUAUUUUCCCUAAGUGCACGUACGCACUAUAUAGUUGCGCGCAUUGCAGCGGUCCGGUCCCUUCUGGACCGGUCGAUCGCAAGCAAUAA